This is a messenger RNA of Gaeumannomyces tritici R3-111a-1, 1181 nucleotides long. RefSeq lists its product as hypothetical. The record is from RefSeq and is a predicted model, not a curated record. The coding region runs from base 81 to 1181 and encodes 366 amino acids. The transcript has 2 exons. NCBI's taxonomy places the organism in Eukaryota, Fungi, Ascomycota, Sordariomycetes, Magnaporthales, Magnaporthaceae.
AUAAAACGCAGCCCUCCCAGCUCUUGCAAUCGAACCCAACAGUAUCAUCUCUGCAGCACCUUCACAGACCAACCGCCAACAUGUCUGACCCGCCUAGAGCUCCCUACGACCCCGAGUUCGACCCUCUGCUGGGCCUGAAGCAGCUCCAUCUGGCCGACCCCGAGGCCGACGAUGCCGGCCCCCCAGGGGCAUCGCGCGCUCUCAACAACACCCAGUCCCACCACCUCCGCACCUGGGAGGCCCUCGUCCACAACAUCUGCGCGACUCUGGGCCGGGACUACAUCCGCAAGGACCUCGCGUGGAUCAGGACCCCGGCCGCGCUAGCCACCCUCGUGUCGCACCUGGGCAUCCAGCGCACGUCGUCCCGCGCCGCGCUCGCCUUCGUCUCGACCGUCCCGUCCCUGGCCCACCUCGAGGCCCUGGUGGGGUCGCUGCAGCGCGACACGCCCGGCCCCACGGCGCCCGCCACCUGGGCUGCCGAGAGCGAGAGCCGCAUCGCGAAGCUCGAGCGUCAGCUCCGCGGCCGCCAGGACCGGCUGUCCUCCUCGGCGGCGGGGCACGCGUCAAGCCAGACGACGCCGUACGAGAGCUCCCAGCGUAUGCGCGCCGAGUGCGAUGGCUGCGACGACGCCACAGGCUCCUGCCUCGUGGCCCUGUGCGGCACCGAGCUGGCGGAGCUGGACGAGCCGGGCUGGACCAUCGUCUGGGGCCUGCUUUUUAGCGCCUUCGAGUGCUCCGACAGCAACGAGAUUAUACGGCUCUGUAAGGCGCUGCAGCGCAUGUGCAACAGGAUCGCGAUCGUGAACCGCUACGUCGCACAGCAGGGCAGCUGCGGCUACUGCGGCGCCUCGAUGGACGCGGAUCUGCGCGCCCUGGUCGUCAGCGGCCUGGCUGGGCUUCUAGUCAACCUGGUGGCGGCGGGGCGCGGGACUCCGGUCGCGUCUCUGUUUGAGCGUCGCCUCUCGACCUUUGAGCAGCAGCUCGAGGUCGCCACCGCCCGGGCAUCGACGCUCCUGAUGGCAAGCGCUGCGAACGUGCCAGAGCCCGUCAACUCUCGGGUCUGCCCUGGGUGUGGAUCUACUGAGCCCGAGCCCCUUGAGGUGUCUGAAGCCGCCAGCCUGCCCCGUUCAGGCUCAUCAAGCCCCCUUGACGAGGCUGGAGCCUUUGUGGUCAUCCCCUGA